AUGGCCCUCAUCACAUUGGUGCAAUUGACCAUUGUGGCACUAUUCACACCCAUGGUGGCUAGCUCUGAAGUCCAGCACAUCAAGAAGACCAAUAUGGUGUUCUACAUGCAAGAUUGGGGGACAGGUCCGAAUCCGACCGCCAUUUCGGUAGCCGGUCGGAACCGCACAUCUUCGACAAUAACCAGCUUUGGAACUAUCAUAGCAAUCGACGAUGCUGUAACCGAAGGCCUGGAUCGAAAAUCAAAGGAGGUGGGACGGGCACGCGGUAUAUAUGUGACCUCUGCAUUGGACGCUUCCGAAGUCCACUUAUUGUUCUCGGUCCUCUUUACUAAUGAGAAGUACAAUGAGAGCACACUGGAGAUACAAGGGUCCGACCGAGCCAACCUCAAGCAGAGGGAGGUUUCGGUGGUGUCCGGCACCGGCUUGUUUCGGUAUGCCAAGGGCUAUGCUGUCUUAGAGACUGCCUACAUUGACCUUCCCAACCUCAAUGCAGCGAUCAAGUUCAAUGUAACCGUUCGACACCCUUGA
Molecule: messenger RNA, 528 nt
Organism: Magnolia sinica
Lineage: Eukaryota; Viridiplantae; Streptophyta; Magnoliopsida; Magnoliales; Magnoliaceae
Product: dirigent protein 23-like
Exons: 1
Coding region: 1-528 (175 amino acids)
Source: RefSeq, a predicted model, not a curated record